This is a messenger RNA of Paramecium tetraurelia, 855 nucleotides long. RefSeq lists its product as uncharacterized. Lineage: Eukaryota; Ciliophora; Oligohymenophorea; Peniculida; Parameciidae. The record is from RefSeq and is a predicted model, not a curated record. The transcript is spliced from 3 exons. Gene Ontology annotation, molecular function: mRNA binding; metal ion binding.
AUGGCUAUGAUGGUCCCCCCCCAAAUGAAUCCAAAAUAUAAGACAUCGCUCUGCAAGCAUUGGACAACAACAGGAAAUUGCAGUAUUGGGUCUAGAUGUCAUUUUGCUCAUGGAGAAAGAGAAUUGCGUAAUCCUAAUGAUCCUUUACCAUAAUUACCAAGUCAAAACUUACAAGAUCCUAAGCUUCUGCAAGUGUAUUUCUCUGGCAGCUUGGGUAUUCACAAUUACAAAACAACAUUAUGCAAAUAUGCCAGCAACAACACUUGCAGAUAUUAAGAAAUGUGUCAUUAUGCCCAUUCUCCUGAAGAGAUGAUUCCAUUUGAAAAAGUUAGAAAUGUUACUACCCAAGUACUGAUUUCAAAUUACGUCUCUUUAAUCAAGAGUCAUUAUUUGUUGAAUAGUCAUUCAAUUCCCGGUUUUAAUAUCAAUUAAGAAUAAGUAGAAUUAGCACUUUAAAUGGAAUUCCAAAAAUUGAUAGUGGCACAAUAACUGAAAUUUGUUCUCAAUCAUCUAGAUAAAAUGGAUUACACAUAAUCAGAAUUGAGAUUAAAAUUAAAUACUGCUCAUGAAUUACUGAAUGCCAACAACUUUCCAGGUUGCAGCCAAACAAUAAGUGAUAUAAUAAAUAGACCAAAUGUGCCAACAGAUGAAAAGAAACAUUACCAAGAUAUCCUUUAUGAAAGUGCGUAAGAAGGCUAUAGAAUUGUGGAAGGAUAUUAAAGAUAAAUUUUUGAAUUCUAGUGCGAAUAGGCUUAAUAAUUACAGGAAACAUAUUAGAAGAGUGAAAAUCCAUAAACAUUAUUUGGAAAUGCACCAACUCUUCCUACCACAAGUAUUCCAGGAUAUAGGUUUUGA